This is a messenger RNA of Drosophila takahashii, 846 nucleotides long. The record is from RefSeq and is a predicted model, not a curated record. Lineage: Eukaryota; Metazoa; Arthropoda; Insecta; Diptera; Drosophilidae.
AUGAGCAUGGUGAUGCUGAUCACUUUGCUGCCGGCGAUGAUUCCCUCGCUGAUGACCAACCUCAAGUACAUCUCGCCCGUCUCGCUGUUCGCCAAUGUGGCGCUGCUGUUUGGAUUGAUUGCCACCCUGACCAUCGCCUUCUCGGACGGGCCGAUGCCGUCGAUUGGGGACCGGCACCUCUUCACGGGCGGCGCCCAGUUGUCCCUGUUCUUUGGCACCGCCCUCUUCUCCUACGAGGGCAUCGCCCUCAUCCUGCCGCUCCGGAACUCGAUGCGCCGCCCGGAGAACUUCAGCACCCGGUUCGGGGUCCUCAACUCGACCAUGUUCUUCACCACGGGCCUCUUUAUUUUCACCGGAUUCGUGAGCUACGUGCGAUGGGGCGAGGAGGUAGCCGGCAGCAUAACGCUGAAUCUCGUGGUGGAGGAGGUAUUUUCGCAGGUGGUGAAAGUAGUCGCCGCUCUGGGCGUUUUCCUGGGCUAUCCCAUCCAGUUCUUUGUGAUGAUAAAAAUCCUCUGGCCGCCAAUCAAGCGGACAAAUAAUUGCUCUCAAAAGUAUCCCAUUACCAUGCAGGUGUGUCUGCGUUUUUUCAUGGUGAUGAUGACAUUUGGCGUUGCGCUGGUCGUUCCCAAGCUAAAUCUGUUCAUCUCGCUGAUCGGGGCUCUGUGCUCCACCUGUCUGGCCUUCGUGAUCCCGGUGCUGAUCGACUUUGUCACGCGGGCGCCGGUGCCCAAGGGCCUGGGGGUGUGGUCCUAUAUCAAGAACAUCCUCAUCCUGACGGUGGCCGUGCUGGGAAUUGUCACCGGCACCUACCAGAGCAUCGUGGAGAUCGUCAAGGAGUUUAAGUAG